Molecule: messenger RNA, 4618 nt
Organism: Pogona vitticeps (central bearded dragon)
Lineage: Eukaryota; Metazoa; Chordata; Lepidosauria; Squamata; Agamidae
Source: RefSeq, a predicted model, not a curated record
CGGAGAGUCGACAUGAGGCGAGACACCGGCCGCCCUCGGGGAUAAGAGAUCUGUAUAGUAUUAAUCACUUGCAACCAUGGUGCAGAAAUACCAAUCACCUGUGAGGGUGUACAAGCACCCCUUUGAGCUAAUUAUGGCUGCUUAUGAAAAGCGGUUUCCCACAUGCCCUCUUAUUCCCAUGUUUGUCGGCAGUGAUACUGUGAAUGAAUACAAGAGUGAGGAUAGGGCUGUCCAUGUGAUUGAAAGGCGCUGCAAACUGGAUGUUGAUGCACCACGACUCCUGAAAAAGAUUGCCGGGGUUGAUUAUGUUUACUUUAUUCAAAAGAACUCCUUGAAUAGAAGAGACCGCACUUUACACAUAGAGGCCUACAAUGAAACUUUCUCAAACAGAGUUGUCAUUAAUGAAUGUUGCUGUUACACGGUGCACCCAGACAAUGAAGACUGGACAUGUUUUGAGCAGUCUGCAAGCCUUGAUAUUAAAUCUUUCUUUGGCUUUGAGAGCACAGUAGAAAAAAUUGCCAUGAAACAAUACACUAGCAAUAUUAAAAAGGGCAAAGAAAUAAUAGAGUACUACCUGAAGCAGCUAGAAGAAGAAGGAAUAACGUAUAUUCCUCGUUGGACUCCUCCUGUUAAAUACAACAAUGACCAUGGUAGAUCUUAUGUGAGACGACCACUAUCCUCUCCAGUCAAUGUACCUGAAACUGCCAUUAAAGAGGGACUAAAUCCCAAAGAAAUGAACACUUGCAACAAUGCAUCGGAUCCCACAGUUGGAACACCUGAUGAUAAGCUGGAUGCAGACUACAUCAAGAGAUAUCUGGGUGAUUUGACACCCCUUCAGGAAAGCUGCCUCAUCCGGCUUCGUCAGUGGCUCCAAGAAACACACAAAGGCAAAAUUCCGAAGGAUGAGCACAUCUUGAGGUUCUUGCGUGCUAGAGAUUUCAACAUUGACAAAGCCAGAGAGAUCCUGUGCCAGUCAUUAACGUGGCGCAAACAGCACCAGGUGGACUACAUUUUGGAUACUUGGAACCCUCCUCAAGUCCUGCAAGAUUACUAUACAGGAGGCUGGCAUCACCAUGACAAAGAUGGGCGUCCACUCUAUGUUCUGAGACUGGGCCAGAUGGAUACCAAAGGUCUGGUCCGAGCGCUUGGGGAAGAAGCUUUGCUCCGCUAUGUUCUGUCUAUAAAUGAAGAAGGACUGAGAAGGUGUGAAGAAAAUACAAAAGUGUUUGGAAGACCUAUAAGUGCCUGGACCUGUUUAGUGGACCUAGAGGGCUUGAAUAUGCGGCACUUGUGGAGACCUGGCGUCAAGGCCUUGCUGAGGAUCAUUGAGGUGGUGGAAGCAAAUUAUCCGGAAACCCUGGGGCGUCUUCUCAUUCUGCGAGCUCCCAGGGUAUUUCCUGUCCUUUGGACCCUGGUCAGUCCAUUUAUUGAUGACAACACUCGAAAGAAAUUCCUAAUUUAUGCUGGCAAUGAUUAUCAAGGUCCUGGUGGGCUGCUGGAUUAUAUCGACAAAGAAAUUAUUCCAGAUUUCCUUGGAGGAGAAUGCAUGUGUGAAGUUCCAGAGGGUGGGCUGGUUCCCAAAUCUUUGUAUCGAACAGCAGAAGAACUAGAAAAUGAAGACAUAAAGCUCUGGACGGAAACCAUCUACCAGUCUGCAAGUGUCUUCAAAGGAGCUCCCCAUGAGAUUUUUAUCCAGAUUGUGGAAGCUUCCUCCGUGAUCACUUGGGAUUUUGAUGUUUGCAAAGGUGACAUUGUUUUCAACAUUUAUCACUCCAAAAGAGCACCACAGCCUCCGAAAAAGGACUCUUUAGGGGCCCACAGUAUUACCUCUCCUGGUGGCAAUAAUGUACAGCUGAUAGACAAAGCCUGGCAGCUGGGGCGAGAUUACAGUAUGGUGGAGUCUCCACUUAUCUGUAAGGAAGGAGAGAGCGUGCAGGGGUCCCAUGUGACUCGAUGGCCUGGCUUCUACAUUCUCCAGUGGAAGUUCCACAGUAUGCCUGCCUGUGCCACAACCAGCUUGCCUCGUGUGGAUGAUGUCUUGGCAUCUCUACAGGUCUCGUCCCAUAAAUGCAAAGUGAUGUACUAUACAGAAGUAAUUGGGUCAGAAGAUUUCAGGGGAUCUAUGACCAGCCUUGAAUCAAGUCACAGUGGAUUUUCUCAGCUGAGUGCUGCUACAACCUCUUCCGGCCAGUCUCAAUCCAGCUCCAUGAUUUCCAGGUAGUGCCACUGCCAACCAAAAGCCAGUUGAUGAGAUGGCCGGACCCUCGUCUAUGGCAGUGAACUGCUGUACAGCAUAAUCACCAGUGACAGUUGCAAAAAUACCAAUCCCACGAAAGUGGAAGGCCUUUUUAUAGAUAGUAAAGUAGCUGUGUGCAUCUAAGUAUGCUGGUUUUGUUUUGAAUUAGAGCUGAAACAGUGUGUCUAAUCUUAACUAAGUAGCCAUAGAUUUUCUUUUAAAUAUAUAUAUAAAAGAUGCUUGCACAAAUCCUAACUUGGAACUGCAAGGGCUGUUUUGCAAAGAAAUAAGUAAUCAAUGUGUCACUGGUUGCAAAUUUAUUUUAAAUAAUUAAUACCUUAUCAAGAUGUUCUGUUGUGAAUUGAGAAUUUACCGUAAAGUUUUUUCCCAGUGAGGCCCUCGCAAAAGUUCUCUGUUUUUGCUACUGUGAGCUUCUUCCUGUUUUACUCCCAGCAUUAAGGCCUGGAAGGGAGCAGUGGCUGAAUUUUUGACAUUUCAUGAAGUGCCAGCUGGUGACUGGCUGAACUGUAUCAUUUUCUCUCACUUUGUCAUAGAUGACAAAGGAAGCAGAACUGCUGUCAGACUCAGGCAGCCAUUUUGAUAUGAAUACAUUCUACAAUCACAGCGUUAAGGGCAUAUAUACUCCAGCUUUGGGCACUGAAAGGUUUUAAGCCAGAAUUCUGCUUCUGAGCACUCAAGGUGAGAAGGAAUAAGGGCAGAGCAGACUUUUCCUCAGUUCAGCCCAAAGGCUGGCCCCCUUUUGGGUCCUCAGGUUCAUUCCUUUUGGAAUUGUAUUUAUCCACAUUGCCUGCCAUCUUUUCUCCCUUACUUAACAAAGACUUACUGAACGGUGACCUCCUUCCUGCCGAUAGCUUAUAAGAGGAGCCGGGGGGGGGGGGCUGCAGAAGUUCUUCCUUUUCUGGUCAAUUUCUAAUUCUUUUAUCUGUCCCAUGAAGGCAAAGAGAAACCUCAUAGGUCGGGAGUCCAUGCAGCCUCUAAACAAAAUCAUCUCCGAUGACAAGUGUGAUGGCCACUAACCCUUCCCAAUCCAUUUUUUUUUUAUAUAAAGGAGGCUUUAACUGCGAUGCUCAACAGUAAGCCUCAACAGUCACUUCGUUAAUAUUCUGAAAGGUCUCCGCUUGAAAUUUUGCCAGGAAUUUUGGGAAGCUCAAGGCCAAAAAUGUGCUGUGUCGCUUCAGACUUUCUUAGCUUACGCUGCAAUCCAUUCCUGAAGUGGGCAGUAUUUGCUAAAGUGACUCCUACUUCCUGGGCCCCACUCCUGAGACCAGAGAGACAUUUCAGAUCCUGGGCCCUCCCUUAGAAAAACAGGUUCUCACCUAGUAAAAAAGACUCUGCAUGCAUGGUUUGUGGAACUCAGUGAGUGGGCUUCCCUGUAGAAAAGGAAAUGAUUAAUGUAAACUUCUUAAAGAGAAUUUGCUAAAGAUCUGAUUGUGAAAUGCCUACACUUACUUAAAGGAUAAAAUGCUGAUCAAGGUAGUGUCAUUAGAAUUAGGCAGAAGCGUGGUCACACUACAGGCUAACCGAGAAAACAGAUUUGUUUCCUGUUUACCUGCACAUGCUACAGUUGCUUUCCUAACUGCUGUCUGUGACAGCUGUUUAUCCAGUAAGAUAGCAAGAGAUCAAUCUUCAGUAACAGUUUUAAUUAUCGGUAUGUAGUCGUGAACAUUGGUUCCUGCUUUAGAGGCAUACAGUGUCAUGCCAAGCUCUGUCAUACAUAGGUCAAGGCUCUGGUGCCCUCUUUUUUCCCCAUUUGCAAGGGCUCUGUCUUGAAAGAUGGUCCCCUCUUUUUCUCUCUCUCUCUCUCUCUCAGAUGGCGAUUUUGCUGACAGCUGUAAAGAAACCGCUUCAGUCAACAGUCCACAUCAGCCUAGAGAUGUCUGGCUGUGUAGAACCCCUUUUUUGGCAUUGCAGUCACUUCUGCUGUCUGAAGACCUCUUAAGUUUGCUCUGAAGUGUCCCUUGGGGAUGCUUUUUCUCUAGACGUCUAGUGCGUCUUUCAGAGCUCAAAGCACAAACACUUGAGGGUGUCCAUACAUCACAGAAAGCAAGACACUUUUUAGCGGAGUGCCAUGGCAACUGUGACCCAACUAACCUUAUGUUCUUCUCCUUAGCGUAUGAACUGAACCGUUGUUUGUACUCCGCUCUUUCCUGCCAGAGCUGCUAAUUCUACUGGUCCUUCUUCCUCUGAACUCAAUUUAUCAGCCUAGUCUCUCCUUCUUUGUGUUCAUGAACUUCAUAUCACUCUCUGUAAAUGUUUUGUAAGCAUAUUACCUCAAUCUUGGUAAUAAGAUAACAGUCUUUAAAAGAUUUUUUUUAUUUGUAUCAAUAAUAAAUGUGAACUCUUUGGGGGGGAAUGGCCUGA